AUAGAGAGAGAGAGAGUGUGUGUGUGAGAGAGACAAAGGAAAAGACAGUGAGGGGUGACGGAGCGAGAAAGCGAAAGAAAGAAGUGUCUUGGAAUAUAGUUAAUGUACGGCAUAAGCCGAGUGUUUAGCUGUGUAGAGAGGAAAACGUGUAAACACUGGAAGUGAUGUAUGUGUGUAUAUAUAUGUAUAUAUAUAUAAAUACGAGUGUAUAGUUGUAAGGAUCUACUACACCUGGUGUCUAUAUACACCUGGUGCACGUAUAUAUAAUGUUAUGGUGUACAGUUAUAUAAGUUCACAACACCUACAGGUGUGUUUGUAUGAGUGUGUGUAUAUAUAUAUAUAAUAUAUAUAUAUAUAUAGUUGAAGAAGUCAACAACAAUACCUAAAGGGCGUGUGUGUGUGUGUAUAUAUAUAUAUAUAACGACCAGUUGCAUAAAUCUACAUCAACUUCUGGAGGUGUAUAUAUAUAUAUAAUACAAUACACACACUCAUAUACAUACAUACAUUCAUACAUACAUAUACUCACAAGUCAACAAACUAAAGGCGUGUUAUAAAUCUUCAACACCAACUUGAGAUGUCUGGUUGAACUUUUCUCGGCUUCCAGCUCCAACCUCUUCCAAAUCAGCGAACAUUUCAAUCAGAAGUUCCUUGUAACCAAAAUUGAAAAUCGAAGAGCGUGAACUUCAGUUCAGAUUGAAACAGUUAUGGUGGCCAAUAAUACAAGAUUUAUUACUGGUUCUUUAGAGAUAUAUUUCUGCACCAAGUUCAUACCGAUGCAGUACAGCUAGCGAAAGAAACCAACCAACCAACCAACCAACCAAUCAAUCCCAAAUACAUAAAGCAGUUUGGUGUAGCAUUUUUUAAAGCAGUUGUUUUGUCAAACCUAUGCAAGGGCCUGUGUUAUGUGGAUGUCGGAGCCGUUUUUAACAGAUAUCAAUGUUGCUCGGGUUAACAACUUCUCUCUAUCCACAAUCCCGCUGAUAGCCACACCCGAUUGGCGAAACGUAUCAGACAUCUGGUGGUGGUCCUGGAAUGUCCAUGUCUAUACAGUUGCCCUCCUCUUUUACCUGCUCUCUACCUUCUGUGUACUAUCGCUGUUCCGUGGACGUAAGAGACUCAAAAAGAAAACAUUUGGGGUCACCCUUUCCAUUCUCUUUGCCAUUGGUAUAUUCAGGGGAAGCUACUUUGUACUGGAUCCAUACGGAAGUAACAAUCUGCUUCCUGUUGUGUUUAGACAACUUCUAUUUGAUAUCACUUAUCCAUGCCUUACGACAUCUUAUAGUCUUGUCCAAAUAAUGAUUUUGAGGAUCACCAAGGUGGACGUAGGGCCAACACGAAUUGUAAACAAGCAAUUCUUUUUAUUUGUUACAACAUUUUACUUUGUAUGUCUCACUGUAGUUGACAUUUGCACAGGGAUCCACCAUGAUCUGCGACUCCUCCUUUUACUGCCCAAUGCUUUCUUCAUCAUUUGGUCCAUUUAUCUGAGCAUCACAUUCAUAUACAAUGGUUUCAAACUGACCCAUUAUGUUGCUGAGAUUAAGAAGGCCAGGAAAGAGCUGAGUUCUUACAGUUUAGCAAAACGAUCUUGUAGCCAAGAAAACAUGUUGUCACGGUCAGCAACAACUCAACGUUUAACCAAACCACAGAUACGCAUCACCGAUGAAGACAACCAGACUUACAGUAUCGUUAGCGAAGAUGAGUCAACCAUGUCCGAUUUAAAUGAAUUGGCUAUUUUCAGUCCAGCUACGAACAAGGAGCUAAAAACAAUGAGUGCUAAAGUAGGUUCCCUGUUGGACAGUAGCUUACUGUUGAAGGCUCAGACGGCUGACUUCCAGCUCCUGGCUGAGGACUCAGUUGCAACAGAAACAACUCUCGCUGAUUCCACCUGCCAGGAGUUAAAUGAUGCUAAAAAUGGGGAUUUCGUGAAUUUACAAUACUUAAUGAACGAGAACUGUUCCAUGCUUCACAACAGUGACCUCUAUUUAGAGGAGACACUGGAUGAAACGGAAUUCAAAGAGAGGAAGAAUUCAGUCAGGUCAAACUGGUGCAACAUUUCGGCAAUUCUACCAAACACAACAACAUCAACAGACAUCACAGACUGCGAUGAAAGUUAUUUGGUAGACAAUGGCUACAUGGCAGAUACAGAAGUACCAACGUCUUGUCCGAGAAGUAAAAAACAUAAAAACAAACGCAAAUGUUCGGUUGACCCCUCGGAAUCACGGGACGCUGAUAGCCUGGAGACACCUCUAUCAAUAGCCACGUCUUGGCACCCUAAACUCAUGGUUUCAUCCCCAUCAACACUGAGUUUACAUCGUAUUCGUCAGAGCAGGAUGCUCCACCGUGUGAUGAGGCUCACAUACAACACAACAUUCUUGCUUAUUGUCGCCUGUCUUUUUCAGCUUUACUCAUUAUUUGGGAUUUAUGGAUUAUUUUCACGAAUAGCCAAUCCUGAUCCAUGGCCCUGGCUCGUUUUCCAAACAUUCUACAGGUUCACUGAACUUGGAAUGUCUUUGUCGAUGACCACUGCAGUUUAUCUGAUUGUCUCCUACAAAUGCCGGACGUCAGCCAAUCGGAAACCUCGAUACCGAGUCUUUCAAUCGGUCGAAAAUGGUGCAGCAACAACAGCAGCAGCAGCAGAGAGAAACACUGCCACGUGAGCCGUUUGUGUCACAUGACAAGAGCAUCUUGGACAGCCCUUGUUUUACUUAUACAUGCACACACACACACACAUGUAUAUGCAUAGAUGUACCACGUGCACACAAAUACACGUAUAUUCACACACAUGUAAACAUCAACUCAUAUACUUUACAAGUACACAAACACAUGCACACACAUAUACACACACACAAGCAUACAUACAGAGAUGUGAUUUUGAUGGGUGGGGGCAGGUUAUUCACACAUAAUGGGUAUAGUCACGUCUGUAUGGUUAAGAAGUUUGCUCCAUGACCACAUGAUUUUCAGGUUCAAUCCAACCACACGCUACCCUGGGCAAAUUCGUCUUCUACAAUGUCAUAACUGUGUUCCAAACCAAUGUGCCCUUGUCCACUACAUUACUGGACAUUGAUGUCAAGUACCUUUUUUUUUUGUUUUGUAGCCCAGUCAUUUGCAUCUUGCAGUAUUUACCACAUUUAAUGGCAUAAAAGAGACACAUGGCUAUAUUAGAUGCACCCCAUUUUCAGCAGUGCAUAUUCAGGAAAAAGUUUUAGUCCAUUAAAGCAUAUGAUAUUUAAAUCAAUUUAGAAUCUGGGAUCCAGGGUGAUUUUUUUGCAGACUUUUUUUUUUUAGUGAAAAAAAAAAAAAGGUGCCUCUUAUAUUCCAUCAAAUAUGGUAACUGUUCCUGGGUAACAACUGCUAUAUCAGUGGUGUUGAAUUCAUUUGGUUUUUGUAAGCUGGAGUGAAACAAAAAAAAGAUCUUGCAAGAUAGAUAUGGACAAUAAUUAUACCUAAAAUCCCUAUUCAUAAUGCUGGCCAAAGUAAAUGAACAAAGCAGUCAAUAUGAAUUGUAACAACUUCAUAAACAAUAAAGAGAGGAAAGAA
This is a messenger RNA of Octopus sinensis (East Asian common octopus), 3537 nucleotides long. RefSeq lists its product as uncharacterized. The transcript has 3 exons. Bases 903 to 2657 code for a protein of 584 amino acids. NCBI's taxonomy places the organism in Eukaryota, Metazoa, Mollusca, Cephalopoda, Octopoda, Octopodidae. The record is from RefSeq and is a predicted model, not a curated record.